AAAGCCCGAGUGGAAUUUAUAUACUUGCGCCGUAUUGAUUUUCAAUUGAAGCCUGCAUUGUUGUCUGCAUAUUAUCCUCAAGAUUCUUCUUUUGAUUUAAUUAUCUGAAGUUUUGAGAUCUUAUUUCGACGAUAAUGGCUUCUACGACUCGUUACGAUGAAGCAGAUUUAGAGGUUUUUGACUAUGUUAUCAUAGGUGGUGGAACAGCAGGACUUACGCUUGCUGCACGUUUGACAGAAGACUCUGCUGUUCAAGUUGCCGUUCUUGAAGCUGGCGAGAAGAGAUUUGAUGAUCCACAUAUAAACAUACCAGGUCUCAUGAACACUCUUUACAGCGACGAAAAUUAUGACUGGAACUUCAAAACCACUCCUCAGCCAGGCCUCAAUGGCCGCACCUUAGCCUGGCCACGAGGCAAAGUCCUCGGAGGUUCAUCAGCUAUUAACUUCAUGAUGGUGGCGCACCCCAGCCGAGUCGAUCUCGACAACUGGGAGAAGCUCGGAAAUCCAGGCUGGAACUUCGACACACUUCAACCAUACUACCGCAAAGCAGAGACAAUGAACUUUCCGAGUGAUGCUACAGCAGAAGCAUUGGGCACGGCAAUCAUGGAUCUGGUGCUACAUGGAGCUUCUGGUCCUGUGCAAACCAGCUUUACGGAAUCUCCAGGUGAGCUUGACAAAGCGUGGGGACGAACGUUCAAGACUUUGGGGCUUGGACCGGGGAGUGAUCCUAGAGCUGGGCAUACGCUCGGUGGUUAUAGCUUGCUCAAGUUUAUGGAUAAGUCUGCUAGGAGGAGUCAUGCUGGGGUUGCUUUCUAUGAGCCAAACGCUGCGAGAGAAAACUUGACUGUCUUGACUGGUGCCUUUGUCCAGAAGAUAGAAUUUGAUACCGUCCAGGAUGUCGUUACGGCUACUGGUGUGAGGUAUACGAUUGAAGGUAAAGAGCAUGUUAUUCGUACCAGGGGAGAAGUUAUCUUGGCAGCUGGGACUGUGCAGAGCCCACAAAUCCUUGAACUCUCUGGCAUCGGCGACAAGAAAAGGUUGGAAAAUCUAGGCAUCGUUUCUGUGCUAGAUAAUUCUAAUGUUGGAGAGAACUUGCAAGACCAUACACUCGCUGGAAUAGGCUAUGAAGCUAUCGAUGGUGUACCUACAGCUGAAAUGAUCAAACAACCAGGUGUACUCGACUGGGCAAUCAACGAAUGGGCAACAAAAGGCCUCGGUCCACUCUCAGCAGGCGUCACCGGAACGGCGUUCCUUUCCCACGACUCUCUUCUCUCCUCAGAAGAGAAAUUAUCUCUCGAGUCUCGCCUUGAAGAAAUUCUCUCCGCAACCCCCCAACCCACAUCACCAGGCCUCAAGAAACAACUCGAUUUACAAAAGAAAACACUCUUGAACAACAAAGAAGCAGACCUUCAAUUCAACUUCGGAGCCACCGGUAUCAACCCCUUAGCAGGAAACGAUAUUUCCCAACUCUUCAACCACAACGACGCUGGUGGAUACGCCGGUAUCGUUCCUGCUCUCACACACGCAUUUUCCCGCGGUUCAAUCCACAUCCAAAGCCCCGAUCCAAGCAUCCACCCUAUCAUCGACCCAAAAUACCUCUCCCACCCCAUCGACGUCGAACUCAUGAUCUCCGGUCUCUUAUUCACACAAAAGCUCUCCGAAACCGCUCCCCUCUCCACCCUGCUAAAAGACAACCCUCUCGGCACCGGGAAGAUCAUCCAGCCCUCGUUCCACGUCGAGGGCCGUUUGACGAGAGAGAAAGCAGAGGAGAUAGUGAGGAGCAGUAUGAUCACGAGUUUUCAUCCCGUGGGAACGUGCUCGAUGUUGCCGAGGGAGGAGGGUGGGGUGGUGGAUGAUAGGUUGAGGGUGUAUGGAGUCAAGAGAUUGAGGAUCGUGGAUGCGAGUGUGGUGCCGUUGAUUGUUAGAGGGAAUAUUGCGAGUACUGUUUAUGCCAGUGCAGAGAGGGCUGCGGAUAUUAUUAAGGAGGAUAGGAAGGCUGUUUAAUAGCAAGGGGAUGAAGUUUGAGUUUCGUAAAGAUAUUUGUUAUAUUGCCCUUGAGAAUUCUUUCUCGUCUCUCGCUUUCUAACGCUGUUGACGAGCUGUGGUUUAGAUAGGUGCAGGUAUGUUGGUACCUUUGACUUCUGCCCGAGGAUGAUGUCCUCUCAGCCGGAGAAAAAAGUUACCGUUUUUGACACGCGAGAACAUCAAAAUUCAAUGUCUUAAAUAUUUUUAAUCUCAACAACAC
Molecule: messenger RNA, 2244 nt
Organism: Mollisia scopiformis
Lineage: Eukaryota; Fungi; Ascomycota; Leotiomycetes; Helotiales; Mollisiaceae
Product: alcohol oxidase
Exons: 4
Coding region: 135-2003 (622 amino acids)
Molecular function (GO): flavin adenine dinucleotide binding; oxidoreductase activity, acting on CH-OH group of donors
Source: RefSeq, a predicted model, not a curated record